UGGCUUCCGGGCGCGCUGGGCUGAAGCGCUGCGGCGGAGUCGCCCCUGUCCUUUCCGUGGGGAGCAUCUGAGGACCUACCUGGGAUUGGGGAAUCAGUGCCACCUAAAUUGUUUGAUCCAGUGAAUCUGCAAGUAAAGGUCUCUGAGGCCCCCGUCUGCUGACUGCAUGACAAACCCUAAAGGAAAUGCCAGUCGUGGUGGCCCGGGACCUGGAGGAGACAGCAUCAUCCUCAGAGGAUGAGGAGGUGGUAAGCCAAAAGGACCAUCCGUGUAUCAUGUGGACCGGAGGCUGCAGGCGAAUUCCAGUUCUGGUAUUCCAUGCCGAGGCUAUUCUGACCAAGGACAACAAUAUUCGAGUCAUUGGAGAACGUUAUCAUUUGUCUUACAAGAUUGUGCGAACAGACAGUCGCCUAGUACGCAGCAUUCUGACAGCCCAUGGAUUUCAUGAAGUUCACCCAAGCAGCACUGACUAUAACCUGAUGUGGACAGGAUCCCACCUGAAGCCCUUCCUACUUCGCACCCUCUCUGAAGCACAAAAGGUUAAUCACUUUCCCAGAGAUGAAGGUACUGAGAGGUCGGGAACUUACCAUUCAUACUCAAAGGACCGGGGACCUUGGAUAGUAAAACCAGUGGCCUCUUCUAGGGGGCGGGGCGUCUACCUGAUCAACAAUCCGAACCAGAUUUCCCUGGAAGAGAACAUCCUGGUCUCCCGUUACAUUAACAACCCCCUGCUCAUAGAUGAUUUCAAGUUUGAUGUGCGCCUCUAUGUGCUUGUGACUUCCUACGAUCCUCUUGUCAUCUAUCUCUAUGAAGAAGGGCUGGCUAGAUUUCAUGGAGUGUCCUGGGACCAGGGUGUGGAAUUAAGGAAUGUUUUCCUAAAGAUUAAAAGGACAAGUAUUUGUAGAAAACCUGGCUUCUACAUUAGUUGUGACGACCCCGAAGUGGAGGAUUAUGGGAACAAAUGGAGCAUGAGCGCCAUGCUUCGGUAUCUGAAACAAGAAGGCCGAGAUACGGCUGCAUUGAUGGCCCAUGUGGAAGACCUGAUUAUUAAGACUAUCAUCUCUGCUGAACUAGCUAUUGCUACAGCCUGUAAAACCUUUGUUCCUCACCGCAGCAGUUGUUUUGAGCUCUAUGGCUUUGAUGUGCUCAUAGAUUCUACUCUGAAGCCAUGGUUGUUGGAAGUAAAUCUCUCUCCUUCUUUGGCCUGUGACGCACCUCUGGACCUAAAGAUUAAAGCCAGUAUGAUUUCAGAUAUGUUCACUGUUGUAGGGUUUGUGUGCCAGGAUCCCGCCCAGCGGGCAUCAACCCGGCCAAUUUAUCCUACCUUUGAGUCUUCCAGGCGAAACCCUUUCCAGAAACCUCAGCGUUCCCGUCCACUCUCUGCCAGUGAUGCGGAAAUGAAAAACCUUGUGGGCUCAGCCCGAGAGAAGGUGCCGGGGAAGUUAGGUGGUUCUGUGCUUGGUCUGUCCAUGGAGGAGAUCAAAGUUUUACGGAGAGUGAAGGAAGAAAAUGACCGGAGAGGUGGAUUUAUUCGCAUAUUCCCUACAUCAGAGACAUGGGAAAUAUAUGGGUCCUACCUCGAACACAAGACGUCCAUGAACUAUAUGCUGGCAACACGUCUCUUCCAGGACAGACUGGUUGUUGACGGAGCACCGGAAUUGAAGGUAGAGAGUAUGAACUCCAAGGCAAGGCUGCACGCUGCCCUCUACGAGAGGAAGCUCCUGUCCUUGGAGGUGCGGAAACGGCGACGACGGAAUGGCAGAUUGAGGGCAACGAGGCCAAAAUACCCAGUGAUCACUGAACCAGCUGAUAUGAAUGUUAAAACUGAGACAGAGAGUGAAGAGGAGGAAGUUGCAUUAGACAAUGAAGACGAAGAACAAGAGGUUUCCCAGGAGGAGUCUGUGGGGUCCCUUGGAGAAAAUCAAGCCAAGUACACCCCCCCACUGACUGUUAUGGUAGAAAAUUCAGCCAAAGAAAAUGCCAUGAAAGCUUCUGAAUGGAAUAAUAAAGGUGAGCAGUGCUACAAAGUUGAGUCUCAGGAGCCAGCGCCUAAAUUUAACCUGAUGCAGAUUCUGCAAGAUAACGGCAAUCUUAGCAAAGUGCAGGCCCGAAUAGCGUUCUCUGCCUAUCUCCAGCAUGUUCAAAUCCGCCUGAUGAAAGACAACAGAGGUCAAACGUUCAGUGCCAGCUGGGCUGCAAAAGAGGAUGAACAGAUGGAGUUAGUGGUUCGCUUCCUUAAACGAGCAUCAAGUAACCUGCAGCACUCAAUGAGGAUGGUAUUACCCAGUCGACGAUUGGCACUUCUGGAACGCAGAAGAAUCUUGGCCCACCAGCUGGGUGAUUUUAUUAUUGUGUACAACAAGGAAACAGAACAGAUGGCCGAAAAGAAAUCAAAGAAGAAACUUGAGGAAGAGGAGGAAGAUGGGGUGAAUACAGAAAACUUCCAGGAGUUCAUCAGACACGCAAGUGAGGCUGAACUGGAAGAGGUGUUGACUUUUUAUACCCAAAAAAACAAGUCUGCAAGUGUCUUCCUGGGGACUCACUCAAAGAGUUCUAAAAACAACAACAGUUAUUCUGACAGCAGGGCAAAGGGUGAUCACCAUGAGACAAUGGAAGAAGUGAAAAUAAAGCAGCCCAAGCAGCAGCAGGCAACAGAUAUUCAGUCAGAUAAAUUAUCUCGAUUUACCACUUCGGCAGGAAAAGAGGCUAAAUUAGUCUAUACCGAUUCUUCCUCUGCUUCUUUUUCUGGUCCUGCUGCCACUCUUCUGCAGAAAACUCCCAGUACCCACUUGUCACCCGUUAUUACAACCUCUGACCUCUCACCAGGGCCUGGCCACCCUUCUCCUUUACCUCAGACUCCUCCAGCCAGCCAGAGCAUGUCUCACCAGCCAGCAGUUGUCCUGAGCACAGUCCCUGACGGUGCUUCUCCCUUCACACACCCUGGGACCCAGAACGCUCCAAGCCCGGCCGGCCUGCCACGCUGUCGAUCAGGCAGUUACACCAUUGGCCCCUUUUCCUCUUUCCAAAGUGCCGCACACAUCUAUAGCCAGAAACUGUCUCGUCCCUCUUCAGCAAAGGCAGGUUCAUGCCAUCCAAACAGGCUGCAUUUGGGAGUGGCUAAAACACCCAAAGAGGGAGAAGACGGCUCUCCGUCCAGCAAACGGUACAACCCGAGCAUGGUCACGGCCGAGCUCCAGCGGCUGGCUGAGAAGCAGGCAGCCAGGCAGUACUCCCCGUCCACCCACAUCAGCCUCCUCACCCAGCAGGUAACAAACCUGAAUUUGGCAAGUGGCAUCAUAAACAGAAGCAGUGCUUCAACCCCCCCCACCCUUCGGCCUAUGAUCAGCCCUAAUGGCCCGAUAUGGUCCAUACAGCCGGACGUCCCAGCUCCUGAGAGCCACCCCACCCCUCCUGGAAGCAGGAGCCUUCAAACAGGUGGCUUUGCCUGGGAGGGAGAGGUAGAGAACAACGCGUAUAGCAAGGCUACCGGGGUGGUCCCUCAGCACAAGUAUCACCCCACAGCGGGCAGUUACCAACUCCAUUUUGCCCUGCAGCAACUUGAACAGCAAAAACUUCAGUCCCGGCAGCUUCUGGACCAGAGUCGAGCCCGGCAUCAGGCCAUCUUUGGCAGCCAGACACUACCUAACUCCAACUUAUGGACAAUAAAUAAUGGUGCAGCUUGCAGAAUUUCAAGUGCCACAGCUAGUGGCCAGAAGCCAACCACUCUAUUGCAAAAAGUGGUGCCACCUCCAAGUUCUUCCUCCUCACUGGUCCCCAAGCCCCCAGCCAAUCACAAACAAGUCCUCAGGAAGACGACAUCCCAGAGGGCCUCCAAAGCCUUCACAGAAGGGCAGCUGAAUGGACUCCAGAGCAGCCUUAACUCUGCAGCCUUUGUGCCCAUCACCAGCUCCGCAGACCCUGCUCACUCUAAAAGAUGAGCCACGACCACCCGGAGGAAGAAACUGUUUGCCGUCCGGCCGCUGGCCUGGGCUGUGACGCAGGCUGCGAGGGGUCCAUGGUAUUUUUUUUUUUUUUUUUUGGCGGCCUCAGUCCCCAGAGCUUGGAGCAGCGGUGGCAGUAGACUGUUGCCAUUCAGCCACUCCAGACUUUUACUGAGACAACAGGAAACACCUCGGCAGGGUUUGGAUUGAACAUGGCAAUGGGGACGUUCAGCUGAUAACGUUGUGUACCCCGUCAGAGCACACUUGUAUCUUUUACCCCUUUUACCUCCUCCCCCCAACCUGCUUAGGCCUUCUCUGUCCCUCUCCUGCGACCACACAGAGAUGAUAUAAAAGAGGCUCUUUGGCUAUUUGCAUUUUGCUUCCUCUUCUUUUCCAGAUGGCAGUAUUAAGCUUUACUUCCUACAAGCCUAAAACCCCAAGAACAGUAUCUACCAAAGUUGUCCUUCCCUUUUUGAGGGUUUGGGGGAAGGGGGAAGCGUACAUCACAAGUUUCCCAGGGAGUGGAGGAAAGCGGGUUUGCUGCUGACCACAUGAGCCAUGGUAAGGGCACCCUUUGGAAUUACUGAUUUCUAAAAUAAUAAAGUAAUUCUAUUUUUA
Messenger RNA from Suricata suricatta (meerkat), 4559 nucleotides. It is a transcript of the gene TTLL5, whose product is annotated as tubulin tyrosine ligase like 5. Gene Ontology annotation, biological process: protein polyglutamylation; microtubule cytoskeleton organization. Gene Ontology annotation, cellular component: cilium. The coding region runs from base 186 to 3938 and encodes 1250 amino acids. Gene Ontology annotation, molecular function: tubulin binding; tubulin-glutamic acid ligase activity. NCBI's taxonomy places the organism in Eukaryota, Metazoa, Chordata, Mammalia, Carnivora, Herpestidae. The transcript is spliced from 33 exons. The record is from RefSeq and is a predicted model, not a curated record.